Labeo rohita (rohu) is the source of this 2844-nucleotide messenger RNA. It is a transcript of the gene cpt2, whose product is annotated as carnitine palmitoyltransferase 2. The transcript is spliced from 5 exons. Gene Ontology annotation, molecular function: carnitine O-palmitoyltransferase activity. Gene Ontology annotation, cellular component: mitochondrion. The record is from RefSeq and is a predicted model, not a curated record. Gene Ontology annotation, biological process: fatty acid beta-oxidation. Bases 304 to 2319 code for a protein of 671 amino acids. NCBI's taxonomy places the organism in Eukaryota, Metazoa, Chordata, Actinopteri, Cypriniformes, Cyprinidae.
UUGGUGAGGCGGAAGUAAGGAAUACAAAUAUUAAAAUCGGAACUUUUUGUUGUGAAUUUUGUCUGCUGGUUAAGCAGCUAUUAAAAUUAUCUUAGGAAAUCAUUUUUACGUUUGUUACGUUUUUUUAAGUAGAAAGGUAAGACAGCACAGGUAGCUAAUAAUUGUUGGUCGUACCGCCAUAGACGGGAUCUGUCAGACACUGCAUUCAUUCAGUGGGUUGGCAGCUUGCAGAGCUAUUAAACAGAAGGUCUGAACUUAAAAAGGAAAAAUACGCAAUUCAUAACUCUUUAAAUUGCAAGUUGUAUGAUGGCAGGUUUGCUCUCUACGCAAUAUAAUUCAACACUGAGCAAAUUAAAACUGUUAAGGAGUAACGUUAACCCUGCACUGUCAGUUCUAACGAGCACUCAGCGUAAAUACAGCAGCAAGGAUGGAGCUGGGUUUGAGUAUUUACACAAAAGUGUCGUCCCGACCAUGCACUACCAGAAGAGUUUACCAAGAUUACCAGUCCCAAAAUUGGAAGAUACAAUACGGAGGUAUUUGGCAGCUCAGAGACCUCUGCUGAAUGAUGAACAGUACAGUAAUACUGAGAAAGUAGCACAUGAUUUCCAGAGUGGUGUAGGCAAGCAGUUACAUGAAGAACUUGUGGCCUUUGACAAGAACAACAAGCACACCAGCUAUAUAUCAGCUCCAUGGUUUGACAUGUACUUGUCUGCUCGGGAGUCUGUUGUGCUCAACUUUAACCCCUUCAUGUCUUUUAACCCUGACCCCAAACCCGAGUACAACGACCAGCUUCUGCGAGCCACCAACAUGGUGUGCUCAGCCGUCCGGUUCAUGAAGACCCUUCGUGCUGGUCUACUCGAGCCAGAGGUGUUUCACCUUAACCCUGCCAAGAGUGACACAGAUAGUUUCAAAAGGCUGAUCCGAUGGGUGCCACCCUCCAUCUCAUGGUUUGGAGCCUACAUGGUGAACGCCUAUCCUCUGGAUAUGUCCCAGUACUUCCGCCUCUUCAACUCCACACGUAUACCCAAGUACAAGCGCGACGAGCUCUUCACAAACGACAAGGGCCGCCAUCUGCUCGUAAUAAGGAGAGGCAACCUGUAUGUGUUUGAUGCGCUGGAUCGAGACGGCAACCUGAUAAAGCCCGCUGAGGUUCAAGCUCACUUGAAAUACAUCCUAACAGACCCCACGCAAGCUCCUUCGUUCCCCUUGGGCGUUCUAACCAGUGAGAAUAGAGACACCUGGGCAGGGUUAAGACAGAAACUACUGGAUGCUGGAAAUGGAGAAGCUCUGCAGUUAGUAGACACUGCUUUGUUUUGCCUCUGCCUGGAUGAGGAGGUGAUGAGAGACCAUAUUCACAUUUCCCACAACAUGCUUCAUGGGGACGGCUGCAACCGCUGGUAUGACAAGUCCUUUAGUAUCAUCCUGGCUAAGGAUGGACAGGCAGCCAUUAAUUUUGAGCACUCUUGGGGUGACGGCGUAGCCGUUCUCCGCUUCCAGAAUGAGGUCUUCAAGGACACCACAGAGAAGCCUUUGGUCGGACCUGGAUCCCAGCCUGCAGCAGUGGACUCUUCCUCAGCGGUGCGCCGAUUAGAGUUUAAACUCAAUGAAGAGUUAAAAGCUGGAAUCACGAAAGCAAAAGAAAACUUCCAGGCUGCCGUGUCAAAGCUCACCAUUGACGCCAUGGAGUUCAAGAAAGGUGGAAAAGAGCAACUUAAGAAGAAGAAGCUCAGCCCGGACGCCAUCGCUCAGCUAGCUUUCCAGAUGGGCUUCCUACAGCAGUACGGACAAACGGUUGCCACAUACGAGUCCUGUAGCACUGCAGCCUUUAAACACGGGCGCACAGAAACCAUCCGUCCAGCUACCAUCCACACAAAGCGCUGUGCCAAGGCUUUCGUCGAGCAGCCUGGAAAGCACACUGUGGAGCAGCUACAGGGGCUGUUGAAUGAAUGCUCCAAAUACCACGGGCAACUGACUAGAGAGGCGGCAAUGGGUCAAGGCUUUGAUCGCCAUCUCUUUGCCAUGCGCUACCUGGCAAAUUCGAAAGGAAUGGCCCUGCCAAGUCUCUACCAGGAUACAGCAUAUGCUGCCAUAAACCACAACAUCCUGUCCACCAGUACUCUCACCAGCCCCGCGGUCAGUCUGGGCGGAUUUGCUCCGGUGGUGCCUGAUGGUUUCGGAGUAGGCUAUGGCGUCCAUGAUGAAUGGAUUGGGUGCAAUGUGUCCAGCUAUCCGUCCAGAAAUGUUCAUGAGUUCCUUAAGUGUGUUCACAAGUCCUUGGAAGACAUUUUUACAGUCCUUGACGGAAAACCCAUUCAUUAAAAGUGCACUUAAUGUGGUGAAGUUCAUUGAAGCACUUGGUAGGUGAAGUAGUGUGAAUUUAGAGCACUUCUGUUUUACUUUUAUUAGAUAAGGACUCAGUGUAACUGGUAAUGACAUGGUUAUCUUUAAAGGUUGAAGGUAGAACAAAUAAGCUUUGCACUGUGUGGACAAACAAAUGUGACUGUUUGAUAUUUAGCUAAUGCUUAAGGUAUUGAUCCAGAAGCAAAAAAUAACAUUUGUAAUGGGGUUAUAGGUAAUUCUGUGAAAAUGCUGAUGUCCUAAAAUGUACUGUAAUUGAAAUAUUUGCAGUGGAUCAAUGGGCAGCUUUAAUGUCAAUCAUCUUUGUCUCAGUGCAACAUGGAUAUAAUGUAAUACCAUGCACUGCAGAAUUCUGCAUUGUUUAAUUAUGUAAAAUAAUUGAAAGACCUGUCCUGUGCCUUAUAAGAUGUAUGAACAUGGAUAACUAAAUACUCUGACUGUACAUACUGUAACAAGCUUAAUAAAGAAAAAACCUAUGCUGAUUCA